Geodia barretti is the source of this 1824-nucleotide messenger RNA. The record is from the annotation of a GenBank genome assembly. NCBI's taxonomy places the organism in Eukaryota, Metazoa, Porifera, Demospongiae, Tetractinellida, Geodiidae.
AUGGUGACAAUGUUCACUGUCGGUUGUUUCUUUGGAGACUCCCCCGCAAGCGAACCUCCCGGCGUCGACCUACAGGCGACCAUCGAUGCAGCCCUGGCUCGGGUUGCCGCCUCCCAGGAAUCCGACGCUACGCCUUCAACAAUCCCAUCACAGGGUACCGCCAAGCCCACCGCGCUGCCAGACGAUACUCCAGCGGCGGCGGUCGCGGCGCCCACUUCGACCACGCCGAUACCGGGCCAAACACCUACAAUGACUAUCGCUGCAUCCGAGUUCCACCUGUCGGACGCGCGCAAUUGGGACUACGCGACACAAGCGAGCCCAGCCGUGGCGGCACAGAUACGCAGCGUCAGCUGGAUCGCUGACGGUUUGCAGACGACUGAUGAGUUCAACGCCGCCGAGCGCAUGGUCAACAUUGGCAUCGACGCGCCGGAGACCCUGACCACGUUACUGGACUCGCAUGCGUUGAGAGAAGACCUGCGGCCGACUGAUCUGCCGGCGCUGCUUUCGCUACAGCGCAUGGCGCAGGACAGGCCGGAGCGUCUGGCGCAGCUAACCGGCGCCGCCUGGUUCCGUGACGGCCUGACCGUGGCCGAAGCGGCGAUAGUGGCCGUGCUCUACGAACGGUCCAGGUUCCUUUCGUCCGAGUUCGACGACAUAGUCGCAAACCCGGGCAUUCUCAGCGUCGAACUGGGAGCCACCACCAACCGGAACGGAUCUAUCAUCCCGAUCGCCAUCGUGCGAUCGGGCGCUGCCCCCGCGGGUUCUCCGGUUAUGGGCGUAGCCCAAACUGCGGUAUCGGUCUUCGAAGGGAUGUUCGACGCGCCAUUUCCAACUCCGGCAAUCGUCAUACACGUCACCGACUACGUUGCCGGGGUAGCCGCGGGCACGAAUUAUCAGACCCACAUCACGCUGUUGCCGGAGAUUGAUUCAAAUCUCAAGCCUGAUUUUGCUCCGCACGCCGUUUUUCACGAGAUCGCCCAUUACUACCUUUACGUGCAACCGGUAUGGCACGCGGAAGGGGGAGCUGAUUUCGCGGCCUCCUACGCGCGGCACGUCACCACCGGCGCUCGGAUAGAGUCGACCAACUUUCCUUGCGACGGGGCAUCGACCAUAAGCGAGCUGGAACUGCGGACGCCCGACAACGCGGAGGAAGCCCAGGCUGAUCCGGGCCUGUGGCGGUGCAACUAUUACCUCGGCGAGCGGCUGCUGCUGGCUCUGUACCGCAAACUGGGAGAGGAGCGGUUCCUCCAAGGCUGGCGGGAACUGUAUGCGCAGAUAGCUGAAGAUCCGUCCUAUCCGUCGCAGCGAGACUUUACGGAAACCGACAUCCGCGUGGAGUGGAUCCGAGCCGGCGGCAUGUUGAUGCAGCCGGACCUGGAGCACAUCUGGGACCAAUGGUACCGGGGUCGGGCCAGCAGAGCGGCGCCAGGAGUACCGGACCCCUCGCCCGUGGAUCCUAACCUGCCGGAAAUCAACGGGCGCAUCGACCAGGCCCACGUAGCACUGACCACCGAUGGCCCACCCGUGGAGAGUUUUUCAGCGUCCGAUGUUGACGGGUGGGUGUACCUGACGCUGGAGUACACCUACGCCCUGUCCGGCGGCUCGCAGGAUCUGACGCUGGAGGUGGUUGAGUAUUUCGAAGACGGUUUUACCAACGGGCGCCGUUCCGUGCCGGUAAUGGUGCAACCCCAGCACAUCGGCGGCACUCAAUGGCUGUCGGUGGGCCCGACGGCUCCGCUAGGUUGGGCCCCGGGACGCUAUUGGGUUUAUGUGUACGAGGGAGGUCGCAAGGUUGCCGAGGUCCAAUUUGACGUCGCGCCGUAG